Molecule: messenger RNA, 1446 nt
Organism: Polychytrium aggregatum
Lineage: Eukaryota; Fungi; Chytridiomycota; Chytridiomycetes; Polychytriales
Exons: 11
Coding region: 1-1446 (481 amino acids)
Source: RefSeq, a predicted model, not a curated record
AUGGAAGGCAGCCAGCACCAACCGCCGGCCGCUCCCCCUCUGAUCUGCGAUCUGCCCAGCACCGACACCAGCACCGACACCAGCAUUGACACCAGCACCGACACCAUGGAUUCUGCCGCGAACGAGACAUCUACAGCUGCCAGCGAACAGCCGUACCAAUAUCAUGUCUACUCGGAGCAAUUCAAGGCCGCGCUAUCGGAAUCGAGACUGCCGAGUCUGAGGAUUGCGGAGGAUGGCUUGGACUUGAACCAGCUGCUCCUCCUCAACCCCGACAUUGCCUUGGCCGAAAUCGAGUUUCUCAAGAAAGCAUACGACAGCCUCUCGCUCGUCUCGACCGAACUGAACAAGAAGAAGCGAUUUCUUGAGUCUGUGAUCCCAAGCUCUUACCGACCACCCAACAGUGACGACCUGGCGAGGCUGGAGCAAGAUAUCGAGCAAGAAAAGGCCGAUCUGGCCCAGCUCCAGGAGCUCUACGAGCAGCGGGUCAAGGACAUCGAAGGGGUUCUCGAGUCCAUUCAGCAAGAGUCCGAGAGGCUCCAAACUAUGGAAGGCAAUGCAGAGCAUCUCGCGUCCCAGUCGGAGAGUCUGAAACAUGAACAUGCCAUGCUUCUAUCGGAAGUAUCACAGAUGGCGAAGGAUACGCCCCAGGACCUUCUUCAAGAGCUGGCAGAACAGGAAAUCGAGCUCGAGAGCCUUCGCCACCAGCUGCAGCAGCAGCACUAUGAACUGGAUCAAAUCAACGAGCAAAACCAAGACAUCGAUAAGGAGGUUGCUGAGCUCAAACGGUCCAAGAUUCACACCCUGCAGACACUGCACGAGCUUGAUGUGAUGACCGAAUACCGCGACAAGAGAAUCAAUUCUACAGGCAAAUGGUUCAUUUCCAUGGCUGCUUUCCUGCAGGAGAUGAACGGCGUGAGCCAUAUCACAUAUCUCUCGGAAACGCGGUUGAGGAUUGCAUAUGCGCCGUUUGCCCCUGGUGAAAGCGACAUUGUGCUGGAGCUGAUCCUGAAUCCCGAUGGCUCGAGGGGCUCGCUGCUGACCCUUAAUGCCAAGCUCGUCGGCUUGGAUUGUCCCAUCGAGGAUAUUAUCACAUACGCCAAUCUUAAGCUGCCGAAUCUCAGUGCCAUGCUGCCGUUUGUGACCCGUCAAGCCUACAACCGAGCACAAAAAUACUACAGCCUCCAGAGCGAGCUCAGCGAUCUCAUUCAGGAUCAGGCCGAAUAUCGUGUGGCAAUCGAGUAUCACGCCGAGCAGCGCGAAAUCGAGAUCAUGGCCGAAAGUGGCUUGACAUAUUUGCUCCGGGUCGAGCCUGAGUACCCAUCACAGUUCUGCCUGCGGCUCACCGAGAUCAUGAACGGCAGUGACGCCGACCUGGUCCACUACAAGACCAAGAUGAGGCAGAUGAAUGUGCAGACGAUCAAGGAGUUUCUGCACAUUAUCGACUGA